Molecule: messenger RNA, 2753 nt
Organism: Malurus melanocephalus (red-backed fairy wren)
Lineage: Eukaryota; Metazoa; Chordata; Aves; Passeriformes; Maluridae
Gene: KAT14
Product: lysine acetyltransferase 14
Exons: 10
Coding region: 15-2363 (782 amino acids)
Molecular function (GO): acyltransferase activity, transferring groups other than amino-acyl groups
Source: RefSeq, a predicted model, not a curated record
CUCCUCCAUCCAGUAUGGCCAAUAACGUUCACAUGAGCGGGCUGCUCAGCCGCCACGACGAUGAAGCCACCAGGACCUCCACCUCCGAGGGCCUGGAGGAGGGCGAGGUGGAAGGGGAGACUCUCCUGAUCGUGGAGUCCGAGGACCAGGCCUCCGUGGAUUUAUCGCACGACCAGAGCGGCGACUCCCUGAACAGCGAUGAGGGUGAAGCCUCCUGGAUGGAGGAGAUGUCCUAUUACUGUGAGAAGUGCCAGAAGUGGAUCCCAGCAAGUCAACUGAGAGAACAGCUCAGCUACCUCAAAGGAGAUAACUUUUUCAGAUUUACUUGUUCUGAUUGCUCAGAAGACGGGAAGGAGCAAUUUGAACGUCUGAGAUUAACAUGGCAACAAGUUGUCAUGUUGGCAAUGUACAACUUGUCUCUGGAAGGAACGGGCCGUCAGGGGUACUUCAGAUGGAAAGAAGAUAUUUGUGCUUUUAUUGAGAAACACUGGACUUUCUUAUUAGGGAACAGGAAAAAGACCUCAACAUGGUGGAGCACCGUUGCUGGCUGUCUCUCUGUGGGGAGCCCUUUGUUUUUUCGCUCUGGGGCGCAGGAGUUUGGAGAACCAGGAUGGUGGAAGCUGGUUCAUAACAAACCCCCAACACUGAAGCCUGAAGGAGAGAAGCUGUCUACCUCUGCGCUAAAGGCAAAAGCAGCUUCCAAGCCCCCCCUGGAUCCCAUCAUCACRGUGGAAGGCCUUCGGAAGCGGGUGAGCCGCAAUCCGGUGGAGUCRGCCAUGGAGCUGAAGGAGAAGAGGUCCCGCACUCAGGAAGCCAAGGAGAUUCGCAGGGCCCAGAAGGAGGCGGCCGGMUUCCUGGACCGCAGCACUUCCUCCACUCCCGUCAAGUUCAGCAGCCGCUGCCGCCGGCCCGACAUCGUCCUGGAGAAAGGAGAGGUCAUCGACUUCUCCUCGCUGAGCUCGUCCGAUCGCACGCCGCUCACCAGCCCUUCUCCCUCCCCGUCCCUGGACUUCUCUGCCCCYGGCACUCCUGCCUCGCACUCGGCUACUCCCAGCCUGCUCUCAGAAGCAGAUCUCAUCCCGGAUGUCAUGCCACCACAGGCUCUGUUCCAUGAUGAUGAAGAGAUGGAAGGAGAUGGAGUCAUAGACCCAGGAAUAGAGUAUGUGCCCCCUCCCAGUGGGACAGCUGGUGCUGGCACCAUGAUAGCAAGCAGAAAGAAAGUGAAGACAGCUGAGCAGAUCAAGCAAGAGGUGGAGAGCGAAGAAGAAAAGAUAGAACGGAUGGAAGGUGACAGUGAAGAUCCUGAGGAGUCAAACAUACCCUUGCAGGUGAGAGGACGAGACAAGGGGAAGACACAGAUGGAGAAGGAUGCUAAACCCCGAGUUCCCAAGCACACCUCAGUGAGCAUCUACGAGGAGAAGCUGCUGCUGAAGAGACUGGAAGCCUGUCCCAAUGCUUUGAGCAUGACCCCAGAGGCCCGGAGGCUGAGGCGCAAGCUGCUGGUCAGGCAGGCCAAGAGGGAAAGAGGCCUCCCCCUGUUUGACUUGGACCAGGUUGUGAAUGCUGCACUGCUCCUGGUUGAUGGGAUUUAUGGAGCCAAAGAAGGUGGUGUCUCCAGGUCCCCAGUAGGGCAAGCAACAUACAGAACUACUAGCCAGGACUUCAGGAUCUUGGACAGAUACCAGACAAUGCUGCCCGCCACGAAGGGAUAUCGCCAGCAGACAACCAAGUUUCUGUAUCGCCUGGUAGGCUCAGAAGACCUGCUGACAGACCACAGUAUWGUCAGCCCUUACACCUCCCGUGUCCUUAAACCUUACAUCAGACGUGAUUAUGAGACAAAGCCCCCAAAACUCAGGCUGCUGGCAGAAAUCCGGGCAAAUCCACACARGAAUGAUCUCAACUGGAAGGCUGAGCCAGAAGCACCCAUUGAUUACUGCUACGUUCGCCCUAAUCACAUCCCCACCAUAAACUCCAUGUGCCACGAAUUCUUCUGGCCUGGAAUUGAUUUGUCAGAGUGCCUGCAGUACCCAGACUUCAGUGUUGUCGUCCUUUACAAGAAAGUGAUCAUUGCCUUUGGCUUUAUGGUGCCAGAUGUGAAGUACAACGAAGCUUACAUCUCCUUCCUGUUGGUGCAUCCUGAGUGGAGAAGAGCUGGGAUUGCAACCUUCAUGAUUUACCAUCUUAUCCAGACCUGCAUGGGCAAGGACGUCACCCUUCACGUCUCUGCAAGCAACCCUGCUAUGCUGCUCUACCAGAAGUUUGGAUUUAAGACUGAGGAGUACAUUUUGGAUUUUUAUGACAAGUAUUACCCCUUGGACAGCAAGGAGUGCAAGCACGCCUUCUUCCUCAGGCUGCGGCGCUGAGCUGCCCGAGGCAUCUGAGRAGCUGGGAAAAUCCCAAUCCAUCCAAAAAACUCCCCCAGCUUUUGGUGGAGGAUGUUGGCUGCCACAGGAGAGCUGGAACAUGCUGGUGUGUUUAUCCCUAGGACUUGGGAUUUCAGCUGUGCUGUGUUGUGUGUUGAAACUGUAAUCCAAGGGGAUUGAUUCCUACGCUCCAAGGGGAGAGGCUUGGAAAUGCCAGCUGGGAUACACUGAAACCACUGGAAAAGUGAAAUUCCUUAUGGGGAAUUUUACUGCCACUGUUACUUUGGAGAGCCUCAUUAGCAAACMAACAAAAAUACCAAACAAAAAAAUGUUUUUCACUUCAGAGGGUCCUYAUGGAUUUCAAGUUUUGAAACUUGWCUGAAAAAYGUU